Strongylocentrotus purpuratus (purple sea urchin) is the source of this 972-nucleotide messenger RNA. RefSeq names its product trace amine-associated receptor 1-like. Gene Ontology annotation, biological process: G protein-coupled receptor signaling pathway. Gene Ontology annotation, molecular function: trace-amine receptor activity. The record is from RefSeq and is a predicted model, not a curated record. Bases 1 to 972 code for a protein of 323 amino acids. Lineage: Eukaryota; Metazoa; Echinodermata; Echinoidea; Camarodonta; Strongylocentrotidae. Gene Ontology annotation, cellular component: membrane. The transcript is spliced from 2 exons.
AUGAGUGUCUUUUACGAUUGCCUGACCUCUAGAGCGAACAUUUCAAACACGACUGACCACGUUGAACCAUGGCCGACAUCGUCCGACAUCAUCCUGGCUAUCUUUUACGGUCUCAUGAGUCUGGUCAUCGUGGUUAGCAACGUCGGGAACCUCUUCGCCUUGCCGCACGUCACGGCUGAGCUCGGAGCCAACACCGUGUUCUUGUAUCGGGCACUCGCGCUGGUGGAUCUCCUUACGGGAAUCUUUGGAAGUGGUGGGAAAUUUGUGGACAUCAUCGUUCAUUGGUCAGCAGGCGAUGCACUCGUACUUUAUACCGAAAUUAAGUCCAUUCUAAGCGUCAUUUGUAUCAAUUAUUCCUUACUCAUCCUGGGAUGUGUUAGCCUCAAUCGGUAUCUACUUAUUGCUAUGCCCUACAGAUACAAGGAGGUCACUCGUCGCAAAAUGGUCAUCGCUCUCGUCGUCGUGUUCAUUGUCGGAGCGUUGCAGGCGUUUGUUGGUUACCUAUACAGCUAUAUCAUUCAUAAGAUAACGGGCGAACCAUUUUGCUAUUUUCAAGUCAGUAAUUGCAAUCACAUCUACCACGGAUACAUCGUUAUUUAUCUCUUCAUCCCCAGCAUCGUCACCAUCAUCAUUACCUUCACUAACAUGUGUCUUCUGCUGAUCGUACUCGAUCACAAGCGCCGCAUCAAGAAACAGACGAACUUGUUCAAUGGCGGCUCUCCGCAAACCCGCAAACAGCGCAACAUCAAAGGCAUAACAAUUCUACUUUUAAUCACCCUGGGAUGUAUAUCUCUUGGCAUGUUAUGCACACUGUGGUCACCCAUUGAGAAGAUGUUUCAAGAUGCUGGACUAAGGGACCUAUGUGUAGAGUCAGGUGUCAUCGCUAUAAGCUCCGUAGCUGGAGUGAUGGAAUUCUGCAAGUACAACCGUGCAGUCAAGUUGUUGUACGAGGCAUUUAUGCGACAGGCAUAA